AAGAUAUCGGCUCACAAUAAUAUUGUGAUCACAACGGUAAAGUCACAUUCCCAAAACGAAACUCGUGCAGUGUUGCAAAACUCCACCUGCCAAAGCGUCCUGCUUUGCCAACACUGAUAAAACGGCACUUUUUUCUGGACGGAGUUUCGUGGAAACUUACUGCGAAGUUUAAUUAUUUUCUGAUAAUUAAAAGAAACUGCCGCUAUGCCAAGGACUCAGAAAUCCUGUGCUGCGGUCAACCGACUGAGCGUGACCAUCAAGACGCACGCGAAUUCGCAAUCGCAGCUGACCGAUCUGCGGAAGAAUCUGAACGACAAGGGCCGAAUUCGCGAGUAUGUAGAAAAGCUGCUCGGCGACGAGAAGCACAUGGGCUCCGUGCUGGACACGAUCUCGUCCACCGAGGAGGAGAAGCACCGCCUGGCCACCGUGACCGGCUGGUCCACGGUGAGCAUCGCCAACUGCGCCGGCGUUUCCAAUGCGUCCAUCUUUCUGGCCCUCAAAUGGGUGCUGAUGCCCGUCAAGGUGGAGAUAUUCGACUUCAAGCGCAGCGGAACGGAGGACCAGAUGGCACGUGGCCAGUUCCUGGUGGACAGCCAGCUUAGCGCCAAUCGCCUGAAGCGCCUGCAAGGGGAGGUGGCCGUACUCUACACAUGCCAGAAGAUCGAGAUGCAGGUCACUCCAGGUCUGCCCAAAUCCGUGAUGAACGCCAAGAUAACUGAGGGAUUCACUACUGCCAUGCAGGCGGCCAUAGAAUCGCGCUAUGAACUGGCCACACGCACCCUAGAUCUCUCCCGAUUCCACGCCAGCCCAGAGCUGGCCCUGCAUUUCUGUCCGCUGCAUGUGGUCAAGCUCCUGGAGAGCGCACUCGUCCUCACGGGACUCGUAUUUCCCGACGUGGCCGGCAUUGUGCUGAGCAACAACUAUUUGUGCUCUCUAAAAGCCUUCGCCGGUAUUUCCCAUAAUUUUGCGCGCCUGGAGCGCUUGGACAUAAGCGCAAAUAGAAUCAAUGAUUUGGGCGAGCUGGUCUACCUGAAAAAUCUGCGUUUCAAGACCCUGUUCCUGGCCGGAAACGGUGUGGCCAAGCUCAAGGCGGAGGAGAUUCGAGAGGCGCUGCCCCAGGUGCAAAACGUUCAUGGUUGCGUGCACCCGGAGGAAAAUAUAAAGGUCGCUGAAAAUCUUCCCAAGUAUCAACGCCAUCAGGGUGAAGGAACCAAGGGCCUUCAGUUCUGCAACGGCUUUAUCAGUUCGUAUUACAAUUUCUUUGAUGAUCCCGAACAGCGCUCCCAACUUAAGGAGUACUACGACGACCACGCUAUGUUCUCGCUAAGCGUGCCCGGUCAACUGGACAAGGUGUCCGCCUACAAAAUGUACAAUAGAAACCAGAAGCGCCACUACUCAUCCUUUGCUCACAAUGCCAAGCUGCAGGUGGACAACGCUGCACUGCUUCUCGCCUUGAGCCGCUUGCCUUCAAUGCUGACGGACCACCAGAACGCUGGGCUUGACAUCCACGUGUUCACCGCGAGCUUGCGCAUCUUUACUCUGACCGGAUACUUUAAGGAGAUCACCUCCGAUGGCUGGGAACCGAGGCACUUUCAGCGCACCUUUGUACUGCGUCUUCUCAAUAGCCCAGGAUGGCUAAUAACUAACGACAUGCUCUGCAUAAUUUCGCUGAAGUCGGAGCAGAAAGAGCCCGUUAAAUUUAAACCAGAAGUAACCAAGAUAGAAAAGGUUGCCUUGGUACCAAAAAAAGUUAACCGUCCUGCCGUUAAGGGGAUAACCAUAAAAACAAAGGCUCAGAAGAAAGCAUCCCCCGUCUCCUCUUUGAAUAAAGAUAUGGAUCCCCUGUACCAGGCGGUGGAGAGUAUGUCCUUGCAGGGUUCCAAGAUGGACGUUCUUCCUAGCGAGAACUUUGAUGAUAUGCCACCACUGGUUGCCAUCGGUCCAUUAGUUACCAAUCCUACCGAUACUUUGGAACAGGAGAUCGAGGACACUUUGAUGUCUGAUGAGGAUGCCUUUGAACUGGUCAUCGAUGAGGAUGUCCUAAUCGGAGGCGAUGAUUUUUAAUGGUUUUACAUCCAAAAACAAUACAAAAAAAA
Molecule: messenger RNA, 2096 nt
Organism: Drosophila takahashii
Lineage: Eukaryota; Metazoa; Arthropoda; Insecta; Diptera; Drosophilidae
Gene: Nxf3
Product: Nuclear export factor 3
Biological process (GO): poly(A)+ mRNA export from nucleus
Cellular component (GO): nucleus
Molecular function (GO): protein binding; RNA binding
Source: RefSeq, a predicted model, not a curated record